AUGACUGCAGCUGCGAGCCUGGAGCUCUCGCGCACUAUGCCGGCGCGAACAGCGACCUACGCAUUCAACCCGCCCGAGGGCAGCCCAGCAGGCCAGCGCUUAUUCAAAAAGCACAAAGUGCUCCCACACCCCAAUAGGCAAAGGGUCGAAAAUGCGCAAACUCACAACAUCCGGCCAGCUCCUAGAAAUUAUGACCUGGCCACCGGCAGCCCUGCAACGCAGCGAGAAGCACCGCAGCGCUCCGGUUCCCAAACCUUGAGACACCAGCCAAGAUCGAUAGCCAGCGGUCCGGAUCUUCCUCCAACACCGCCUUCCCACUCACGAACCUCCUCCAGCAGUCACUCAAUAUCGCCUCUGACCCCGACUCCCGAUGAGGCUGUGUCGCAAACUCCCUCGACACCGGCGCGUACCCCCGCCACUCCUACGAACCAGAAAAGCCCACCAACUCCGGACGUAACACCUCCACAGCCUGUAACACGACCCAAGCCGGUGCGGCCGAUCCAAAUUGAUCGUACAGUUUCGAAAGCCACCACUGUCGAGUCGCGAACCGAGUCGUUCAGGACUGCCAGAGAGGACCCAUAUUCCUCAGAGGACGAUGUGCAAUCAACUGUUGGACCGAGAGCGUUGUCUACGCGAACUUCUCAAAAUACCGUCCGUCGUGUUUCCCAACCUCAGGCUCAGGCGAAAACAUCAACCGCAGUUGGCCUUGGCUUGGGUCUAGAAUCGCCUCAACAGGAGGAGGUUCCGACACCGAAAGCGAAGGGCGACUUUGGCACUUUUGAUGGAGAAUGGGCUUCUAAUAGUGAUGUGGAACAAGAAUGGGACGAUAAUCUGGGUAGGAACGUUACAGUAAGGAAAAGGCGCCACCAGCCGAUGAAGGAACCCAUGCGCGAGCCACGUCGCGGGCCACCCCGCGAAAGGCGCAAAGUUGAAAUUCUCGAGGAUCGUGUCGUAACCCCGACAAACGCCGCAAAGGCGGUGCGAGCUAUGUCUCACCGUGACAGAGCUGCGUUUUAUGCCCCGAGUGAAAUUGCUUGGUCGAAACCCUCAGCCUCAGGAUCUUCUGUCAACGUGGACGCUCGCAGGCUCUCGGGCAUGUCUACAAAGUCAACAAAAUCGAAUGCAUCGACAGUGGUGGAAGCUAUUUUGGUAGACGCCCCUUCCAUCCCUCAGAGGCGGCAAACAUUGAGGCACGUCCGAAAGCAAGUGGGCUUAAGAGAUUCGGGAUCCGACCAGUCUCCCUCCAGCUCUGCCGCAAACUCGGCAUUGCAUUUUGAGGAGUCUCCGAGGCGUUCCAGACCGUUGACUCGCCCCACGGAGAACCGCAACAACAGCUACGCAUCAAACACGACUUUCAACUCGAUCUCAAGCGGCAAAGCAAGGAGAGAAAUUUGGAAGAAUGGCGGUAUCCCUGUGAUCGUCGUCCCGGAUCGCCGAUCAUCUGUCAAGUCCAAGUCGAGCAGGGAGCCUUCACUCAGAUCCACAAGCAGUCGCCGAUCCAAACGAAGUGCCAGCUUGGGCUCAGCAACUCGUGCAAAUGGGACAAGAACGACACAUGAUUUACCAACGCCCAUCUUUGACCGGCCGGGCCGGAGGAGUCGCACCAUGUCAGAAUCUGAUGGUUCGGACCAACGCACGAUAGACUAUCCUCCAGUCAUUCCUAAGCGUUCUUCUUCCCUGUCGGCGCCAACCAGUCGCAAUACAUCCCGCGCAGGCUCCCUUACUGCGGAGAGUUUAAAGGCUCAGAGCGCUUUGUUCAAUCAAGCAUCUAGACAUGAAACAACAGCACCCGCCCUGACCCUUCAAAGGGCUACGUCCUCAGAGACAGACAACGGCCAUCAUCAUCGGGACCACAAACUCAAUGUUGACAAUCAUGGUGACCCGUUUUUCGGGAAGCGACUGGACGCACACAAUACGCCUUUUUCUGCAGCUUCCGUGGAGACUAAUGGGACCGCCCCUGAGGUAUCGGAAGCGAAGGCCGUCAGCCUUUAUCCUCACCAGAAUUCAUCUGUGCUUGUUGUAAACCACUCAAAUAAGCCCUCAGAAAGCUCUGAAGCGUCUCAGACGGAGGGAGACUUUUCGAAAACGCCCCAGCGACCGACGAUUACUACCACCGGGCCAGACGGGGAAGGGCCUAUGACGCCCCCUCAGGGACAGCAUUCUAUGGACGACGUUGAUUCCCCGUUGCGCAACCCCCGGGCCGCACCACCGGUACCUCCCGUCAUCCCUCCCGCUAUUCAGUUUAUUCCUGCAACACCAUCCGGAUUGACGCCUCACCAUGAGAGACAGCGCAAUAUGGGCAAUUACUUCGAGGCUAUGGCAGAUGAACAACCUCAACGAAGUGGCUCCAUUUUGCGGCGGGCAUUGUUACGGCGACGGAAUUCGGAGGCUUAUCCACCAAAGAGCACUCGGCCAGGGCUGAUUAAGAGAACCUUGUCCUUGACACGGAGAGGUUCACUUUCCAGAUCAUCAAGCAAAGACCGGUCUUUCAUGGAAGCACCAUGCUUGUGCCCUGAGUGUCAAGAAUGUCCUCCCGAGGGUGACCGUCUUCACCCUCACUGGCGCCCAGCCUUCUCAGACCCGGAAGAGGACGUGUGGGGGAGAGAGAUGGAAGACGAACCUAUCAGUCAGGUUUAUCGCUACCCGCCCGUGGACAACCGCCCGUCGCUUCCACGAAGAAGAAUCAGCGAACGUGUGAAGAAGACUUUUGCAAUUCUUCCCAGUCGUGGCGAUGGAGACUUUGAUUCUUCACCAGCAUCGAAUGAACCGGAGCGACGCACUAUUAGACGAACCGACAGUGGCAACUUACGUGUUAUGAGACGCAGAGGCAGCCUAGACUCACUUCGUGACCAGUCAUAUUCCUCACGGCCAUACAUGGGUGGGGAUGGUGAGGAACGGAGCUGGCUCAAGGAUGAAGCAGGACCGAAGAGGAGAAGGCGUUUCUCGAUCUCAGGCACGUUGGAAGGGUUGCAAAACAUCCCACGGCAACUUAAUGAGCGCAAGCGAGAGAAGAGGACUCAAGAGCUGCGACAAAAGAUCAGUGGCCCACGCGAAGUCAGAGACGGUGUGGGGGACGUCAUUCGACGCAACACCUAUCGUGAAGCCCAAAGACAUUCGCCCGCGACCAACUUUUGA
Molecule: messenger RNA, 3135 nt
Organism: Colletotrichum truncatum
Lineage: Eukaryota; Fungi; Ascomycota; Sordariomycetes; Glomerellales; Glomerellaceae
Source: RefSeq, a predicted model, not a curated record